This is a messenger RNA of Polyodon spathula (Mississippi paddlefish), 5640 nucleotides long. Its product is annotated as E3 ubiquitin-protein ligase ZNF598-like. Gene Ontology annotation, biological process: rescue of stalled cytosolic ribosome; protein ubiquitination. Lineage: Eukaryota; Metazoa; Chordata; Actinopteri; Acipenseriformes; Polyodontidae. The transcript has 12 exons. Gene Ontology annotation, molecular function: ubiquitin protein ligase activity; ribosome binding. The record is from RefSeq and is a predicted model, not a curated record. The coding region runs from base 94 to 2778 and encodes 894 amino acids.
GGGAGAACGUGCGUGCCGGUAGGGAAGUCCGUAGCUGCGUCUCUCCGUUAAUUCGUGCAGCAAGGCCCCGGGGAUCCGGUACCGGUCGCGGCGAUGGCAUCCAAGCCUGGGAAGGACACCGAGCGAAGCUGCGUGCUGUGCUGCCAGGAGAUAGAGAUAUUCGCCCUGGGGAAAUGUGAUCACCCGGUGUGCUACCGCUGCUCCACCAAAAUGAGGGUGCUGUGCGAGCAGAAGUACUGCGCCGUCUGCCGGGAGGAGCUCGACAAGGUUCUCUUUGUAAAGAAACUUGACCCAUUUUCAGCUAUAGCAACCCAGCACUUCCAGUGUGAGAAAAAGCACGAUAUUUACUUCAGCGAUGCAGAUAUCCACACGCAAUUCAGGCGGAUUUUACAACACGAAUGUCCACAGUGCCCAGAGUUGAGGGUCUUCAGCAAGUUUGAAGAACUGGAACAGCACAUGAGAAAACAGCACGAGCUGUUCUGCUGCAAACUCUGUGCAAAGCAUCUCCAGAUUUUCACUCAUGAACGCGAAUGGUACAAUCGUAAGGAGCUGGCUCGUCAUCGCACGCAAGGGGACCUCGAUGACACCUCCCACCGCGGACACCCUCUCUGCAAAUUCUGUGACGACCGCUAUCUGGACAACGAUGAGCUGCUCAAACACUUGCGGAGAGAUCACUACUUCUGUCAUUUCUGUGAUUCAGACGGUGCUCAGGAAUACUACAGUGAUUAUGACUAUCUUCGAGAACAUUUCCGUGAGAAGCAUUACCUGUGUGAGGAGGGGAGGUGCAGCGCUGAGCAGUUCACCCACGCUUUCCGCACAGAGAUCGAUUACAAAGCCCACAAGGCAGCCUGCCACAGCAAGAGCAGGGCAGAGGCUCGUCAGAACCGGCACAUAGAUCUGCAGUUUAACUACGCGAGCCGGCACUCGCGGAGGAGUGAGGGUGUACUAGGAGGGGAGGAUUAUGAGGAAGUGGACCGCUUUAACAGACACUCGAGGGCAGGGAGAGGAGGAGGAGGAGGAGGCGGCCGGGGAGGGCAGCAGAACAGGAGAGGCAGCUGGAGGUACAAUAGGGAGGAAGAGGACCGGGAGGUGGCAGCAGCGGUGCGAGCAUCGGUGGCGGCGCGCAGACAGGAAGAAAAGAGACCGGCACAAGAGCGAGAGAUCUCAAAACCUAAAGAAGAGGCCGCUGAGGCUGAAGACCUCCGGCAUGCAAGAGCACCAGCCAAGCCAGCCAGCGAAGCUGCAGGUCCCAAAGAUGCUGCUAAACCAGCCAGCAGUAAUGGUCCGUUAAAAGGUGAAGAUUUCCCUGCAUUGGGAGUGAUGGCAGCACCUAUUCCAAGCACUAAUACAGCAGCUGUGAAACUGAAAGAAGACGACUUCCCAAGUCUGCUGAGCAAGUCUGUAUCGUCCCCAAUGACCCCAGCGUACACUGCACUGCCCCGGAAACCUUCUGCAUUCCAGGAGGAGGACUUCCCUGCGCUGGUAUCCAAAAUCAGAGCUCCGAAACAGUGCAGCAGCGCUACCUCUGCCUGGUCCACCUCUUCCAACAAGAACAAACCAAGCCCUGCUGCCUCCCCCUUCCCCUCCUUCAACACCCCCACCCCCAGCUCUUCAGCUACCACUCAGCCAAGGAAGAAACCCUUGCCGGCGAGCAGUAAUAAAAGCAACCCAAGGAACAAAUCGUCUCCCGCUUCGGAUGAAGACGACGACCGCAGCGGGAAGACCACUCAGGAGAUCCGGAGCAUCCCGACCAUGCUGGAUAUCUCCUGUCUGUUAACAGGGAGAUCGGCGCCUCAAACAGUUUCCAAAGUGGGCAAAAGAAAGAUGAUGGGCGUGGAGAAGCAGAGUCCAGCCUUCGCAGCAUCGCCGUCUCCUGUGACAACCACCACCAACGUGACCCAAAAGGAGAACGUCCCAGAGUCUAAACAGCCACCUCAGAACAUCACAAGGCCUGCCAGUAACGCAGCUUCCAAAACAAACCUCCUGAUCAACGGUCAUUCUGAACAGCCUGCAAAGAACAGCAGCAUGCAAGUUACAAAGGAGCCGCCUGGACUCAAAAAGCAACUGGCAACGUUGCCCUGCCCACUGCCUGAAGAAGAAUUCCCUGCUCUGUUGCCUAAAAAACCUCCUCCAGGUUUUAACACAGCGUUUCCAAUGAAGGGAGGGCACUCCAGCCUUCCCCCUCCUCCACACCCAGGACUAGCAGCUCCCCCGAGCAAUCCUCCUCCUGGCUUCACUGGCAUUGCUUUGAGUGCAAAUGUAUUGGAGCCAGCCGUUCCAACAGUCAACGAACCAGCAUUGACAGCAGGGACCUACCUCGUGCCUCAGAAUUUCCAGCUCAGGAACAUGGAGCUCAUCCAGUCUAUAAAGAACUUCCUGCUGGACGAGGAGUCCAAGUUCAACCAAUUUAAAACUUUCUCUGGGCAGUUCAGACAAGGCCACAUGUCUGCAGUGCAGUACCACCAGAGCUGCAGAGAGCUGCUGGGAGAGAACUUCAAGAGGAUCUUCAAUGAGCUGCUGGUGCUUCUGCCUGACACGAGCAAGCAGCAGGAGCUCCUCGCUGCUCACAACCAGUGCCAGGCCUCCAACAAGCCCAAAAAGAACAAGAAGAACGCUUGGCAGACAGGCGGCAACAACAACUCCUCAGAGCUGGACUGUCGGAUCUGCCCCUUCUGCAGACAGGUCCUGACAGAGAAGGACUUCAUCACGCACAAGAGCCAGCACAGGCAAGACGACGACUUCCCUUCUCUCCAGGCCAUCAGCAAGAUCAUCAGCUAGUCCACAAUGUGCGCUCUCUUUACCAGCCUUGCAUCUGUGCAGCAGUGCAUGGGAUAAGAAACAUGCUGCUGGCAAUGGGGUGAGCAUUGCACAAGCAGAGCACUUAAGAGAUCAAAACAGAGAGGUUUCAGGGAACGGAGUCUUCCUGGGAAUGUGCUAAAGAGUUAUUAAUAAAGAUAACAAUUUUCUCGUGUUUUGUUUACAUUUUGUGAGGGUUGAGGGUUUACAUGAAAGACGUUUUCAGAAAGAUCUGUGUAAACAGUAUUACUGCUGCUUUUGAAGUUUGUUUGUUUCUGGAGAUAUAUUAUGCUGAACUGACAGUAAGGUUGUAAAAGGGUGCGUUCCAUGUUUACUUGAAAGGGGUGGGGGGUGUUACCCCCCCCCCCCAGUACCUGAAUACAUUUGCAUAUAUUAUAGAACACAUGACUCUAACUCUUGUGUAAAUUGAAGUGUACAGAUUCGAUUUCGCUAUUUAGUAAGUGGUUUCUGUUUGGUUUUAUGAGAGCACAGCUAGUGAUCUGUGCUUGUUGCACUUGGUACUGUACACAUUUCUAUUGUGUUCUGCCGUUCUAUUUUAGCAAGGCACAGUGAUUUAAUAGUUGAAAUACAUACUGGUGCUCUUGCAAGAUACUUGCUGGUAGAUGCUUUGAACAUACAGUAUUGCUAUCUAUCAGAAUUCUCUCGCUUUGAAAAUGUAAAAUCCUAGAUCCAUUUGCAAAUUAUAUUGUUAAUAUGUUAAAAUAUAGAUUAUUGCUUGAUUUCAUUGUGUGUCUUUCAGUGGGGAAAAUUGAGUUAGUGCUAGGUAGGUUAAUCGAUACUGUAAAACAUUGAAAUGUUUGCUGGUGAAACGCUCACUUAUUUUACUUUUAUUAAUCUGUGAAAUAUGCAUGCAGCAAAAUGAAUACAGUACAUGUAUGAUUUACAUGCGUAAAUUAUUUUUUGUUGAAACUGUGUCCAUGGUAAGACAUUGUUACAAAUAUUUCCUGUUUCACAGUAUGUACAAUCUGCGAUCAGACUCGCAUAUCUUAUUGAGACAGGAUUUGAAUUGAUGUGGAGUGCAGCACUGUGUCAUGGGUCUCAUUGGAACAUGCUCAGAUCAAGCUGCAGACCUUCAAAACGAGAUGCUCAAUCACAUGUGCAGAGCAGCCAAGCGUUUAAGAUUUGAAAAAAUUAUAAUAUCCUAGCUCAGAGCAGCAACUUUAUUUUUGUUAACGGAUGUUGUGGGCCACUGCAACACAGCAUUUCAGUUGUAUAGACUUGAGUGCACAGAUUUACAAAGGGACCUGCCUUGGCAUGAGUGGUGCAUCUAUUUUUUGUUUUAGUUAAUGCAAAAUAGUCAUUUGGUUUAAGUUUAACAACACUUACCAUCUUGUCUGUGUGCGAUUAUUUAUAUAUAUACACAAACACACACAAGUAAAGGGUUCACAAAUACCAGAAAUAUACUACAAAUGUUUUUUGUUUUUUUUUCAUAUUAAGGGUAGCAGUGAUACCUCGUGAGUUUGUUGGUUGGCUGCUAACUUGAUUCAACAGAAACCCAGGUGCUUUGGUGCAAAUAGGCAAACAUGUAAACUUGACUUUUCCAUGCAAAACUUAACUUGGAAAUGUAUUGUUGCAGUGCGGCACAGCGCAGCGGUUACCCCAAGACCAGAAUAGGGAAGGGGCUGUCAGUCAGUUUAGCAUUUGAAUGUGUUAAACUUGCAUUGUACAUUAUCAGAAAAUCUGUCACUUAUUUCUUUCACUUUGAAUGUUUUUUGUAAAGUUAAACUGAAGGCGUUUGUAUCAGAGUAAGGCUGAAGCAGUUGCUGAAUUACUUGUUUUUUUUCUGCUCCAGUCCCAUUACACUUUGAAACCUUUUUUUGUUCACCUUGAUUGUAAAUGAUUUUAUUGUGGUUGACCCAGUCCGAAAAGGGAGGGAGAGAGGUACUGAUUUUGCAGGUUUGUAUCCUUAGACGCUACAGUAUUGUCAGUUAUUUUCCAGCACAUCCCCUGCUAAUGCCCUUCACGGUUGCAGGGGACAGUUGACAGAACAGUUAAAAGUAAGCAAAUUCAGUAUCACUUUCAUACUCCAGUUUGUUCUCUUAUUUGCUUCUGCUUAUCUAAAUUAACAUUUUUUUUUUUAAAGCAGACAAAUGCUUGUGCCUCUUUUCUGGUUGUUUGAAAUUUGAGAAAAUAACUUUGUACUGUUGGUUUCAUUAGAAGCGUUGAGCAGCUCUCAGUGUGAGCUAAUUUCCACUUUAAGGCAUUGUCAUUCAGUGUAUUUUGUAAAAGAGCCAGUUGAAUGUGGUUUUCUCAUGCCUGGCUUCAUGUUUUGCUUGGAAUGCCUGGUUUUGUUUCAGUAGGAGAGCCACAUGCAUUUUCACAUAUAACAGUUCCUUACAAGGACCACAAACGGGUGCAUACUGUUUUUUUUUUUUAAAAACAUGUGCUGAAGGAGUCACAGGAUACUUGUAUUGUACACAUUAACCAGUUACAAAACUAGUCAUUCUCAACAAAGAUUGGAAACAUUGUUUCACUUUCCUGUUGCUGUAACAAUGCAGCAGUUUCAUUAACUGCAAACCAUUGAUCCAUGGAUGAAAAUGUUUUAGCUUCUGAGCUGACUUUAGACUUUAGACUUCUGUGAAAAUCUGCAAACUGCAAAAAAUGAUUCAAAAUACACUUGCCAGAAAUCCCAGCUGCUUAGUGCUUCUGUGCUUCACAUUCCAGCACUAUAGCUGUGCUAUUUCUUCAUAUUUAAUCAUGCCUCGAUGGUGGGUUAAAGCACUGACGUUUUCAAUCUCUGUCACAAGUCUCUGUAUCGCUGUAUCGAAUGGCCUUUGUGAGUUCUAGCACAUAUGUUGUACAAAUAAAACAGUUGCUCAUGUA